Molecule: messenger RNA, 911 nt
Organism: Capsella rubella
Lineage: Eukaryota; Viridiplantae; Streptophyta; Magnoliopsida; Brassicales; Brassicaceae
Exons: 3
Coding region: 75-722 (215 amino acids)
Cellular component (GO): plasma membrane
Source: RefSeq, a predicted model, not a curated record
AAUAAACCCAAAAACUUUCCAAAAUCGACAUUACACCCUCCCCUGAACCCAUCUUCUUCGUUUUGAAAACGAUAAUGGCGUCGACGAAGCAACAAGACUACGGCGUACCUUAUACACCUCUUCCUUCAUCACAACCCUCUCAAACCGUAAUCCUUCUAACACCUUACCGCCGUCACCGUCGUCCUUCAUUCCUCCGUAACCUCCGUUGCUCUCUUCUCUUCACCGCCGCAAUCCUCCUCCUCUCCGCCGCCGUUUACUUCCUUUAUCCUUCAGAUCCAGACAUCACUGUCACACGAAUCGAUCUUAACCACAUAAGCGUCCUCGAUUCGCAUAAAAUCGCUUUGGAUCUUUCGUUUUCGCUCACGAUCAAAGUUGAGAACCGUGAUUUCUUCUCGCUUGAUUACGAUUCGCUCGAUGUUUCGAUUGGGUACAGAGGAAGAGAGUUAGGUGUUGUGAAGUCUAAAGGUGGUCAUCUUCGUGCUCGUGAUAGCUCUUAUAUUGAUGCUACUCUUGAGCUUGAUGGUCUUGAGGUUGUUCAUGAUGUGAUUUAUUUGAUUAGUGAUUUGGCUAAAGGUGUUGUUCCUUUUGAUACGAUUGCUACUGUUAAAGGUGAUCUUGGUGUGCUCUUGUUUCAAAUCCCAAUUCAGGGUAAAGUGUCCUGUGAGGUGUAUGUUAAUGUUAGCAACCAGAAGAUUUCACACCAGGAUUGUCAUCGUAAGUGAAAUGAGAUCGUGAGCGUGGUGAGACAGGGAGAGACUGGUUACUGGAGUAAUGUUUUGUAAGUUUUUGUGUAUAGAUAAAUACUCUUAAUGUUAAACUGAAAGAUAACGCGAAAGACGAAGAAUUACUUACUCUCUGUAAAUUCCUUUCUUAAUUCCUCAAAUGAGUACAGUGUUUGCUUUUACUAUGAA